Molecule: messenger RNA, 1023 nt
Organism: Salvelinus fontinalis (brook trout)
Lineage: Eukaryota; Metazoa; Chordata; Actinopteri; Salmoniformes; Salmonidae
Gene: folr
Product: folate receptor
Exons: 5
Coding region: 274-999 (241 amino acids)
Cellular component (GO): external side of plasma membrane
Molecular function (GO): signaling receptor activity
Source: RefSeq, a predicted model, not a curated record
ACACACACACAGAGGCAGACUUUGCUCCGUUGAGACCAUUCUCAUGUGAUUGUAGGAGUUAUUUGCAUGUCAGGGAGUUUCCCACAAGCCACAGACACAUAUGAUCAUACACACACCUGAGGUUACAAAAGCUACUCUGCAUUGCAAAGGACUCAAAAUCCCGUUUAGGUGAUUGAAACCGGACACCCUGCACCAAUACAUUUUACAAGUGUGUUGAUAGAAGUGUAGUUAGCAUCCGUGGGUUCUCUCCUCCACCGACCCAGCUGUAGAGACAUGUGGUGGGUAUUGGUCCUGCUGCUAUCCCUGGCCAGCCGGGCUCAGUCUUUAGAAAAGCUCAACAUGUGUAUGGAUGCCAAACACCACAAAAAAGAGCCUGGCGCCGAAGGACAACUCUAUAAACAGUGUGCUCCAUGGAAAGAUAAUGCCUGUUGUACAGCUAACACCAGCGCGGAGGCCCAUGAUGAUAACUCCUAUCUGUACAACUUCAACUGGAACCACUGUGGUGUCAUGACCUCCAAAUGUAAGAAACACUUUACCCAGGACACCUGCUUCUACGAGUGUUCACCUCACCUGGGGCCCUGGAUACAGCAGGUGGACCAGUCUUGGCGUAAGGAGCGGAUCCUAUACGUGCCUCUGUGUCAGGAGGACUGCCACAGCUGGUGGGAUGACUGCAAGGAUGACUUCACCUGCAAACAGGACUGGCACUACGGCUGGGACUGGACCACAGGCCGUAACCGUUGUCCUGCUGAGGCUAGUUGUCGUAAGUGGACAGAUUUCUUCCCUACAGCCCAGAUAAUGUGUGAGAAGAUCUGGUCAGACUCCUACAGCUACACCAACCUGCCCAAGUCUUCUGGCCGCUGCAUGCAGCUGUGGUUCACCGGGAAGAACCCCAACGAGAAGGUGGCGGAAUACUACCUGAACCACGCCCCCUGGCAACGUGUUACCCCCGCCUCACUCCUCCUCCUGGCAACAAUGUCAUUAAGCAUUGUCCUGCUCUGAAUAAAACCACAGAUGUUCAUGUCA